Molecule: messenger RNA, 2125 nt
Organism: Oncorhynchus tshawytscha (Chinook salmon)
Lineage: Eukaryota; Metazoa; Chordata; Actinopteri; Salmoniformes; Salmonidae
Gene: capzb
Product: capping actin protein of muscle Z-line subunit beta
Exons: 9
Coding region: 210-1034 (274 amino acids)
Biological process (GO): regulation of lamellipodium assembly; actin cytoskeleton organization; negative regulation of filopodium assembly
Cellular component (GO): F-actin capping protein complex; cytoplasm
Molecular function (GO): actin filament binding
Source: RefSeq, a predicted model, not a curated record
CGUCCCCCUUCCUUCCUGUACCCCGGUUGAGGAAGUGAAUUCGCUGACAAGGCUGGGUUCAGUGAGGGAGGCGAAACAACAUCUAUCUGGUGGGGGUAAAAACAACAAUAGCAUAGACGAACAAGUCGUACAAGCACAAUACAACGAACGUGUAAAGCCAUCGGCGAAAACAUAUUUGCCCUCCGAGAUCGUCACCGAGCGCCGCAGACAUGAAUGACCAGCAGCUGGAUUGUGCUCUGGACCUGAUGAGGCGUCUGCCUCCCCAGCAGAUCGAGAAGAACCUCAGUGACCUCAUCGACUUGGUGCCCAGUCUAUGUGAGGACCUGCUCUCCUCUGUGGACCAGCCUCUGAAGAUCGCCCGGGACAAAGUGGUGGGCAAAGACUACCUGCUCUGUGACUACAACAGAGAUGGUGACUCCUACAGAUCCCCAUGGAGUAAUAAGUAUGAGCCUCCCAUCGACGAUGGUGCCAUGCCAUCUGCCCGCCUGCGCAAACUAGAGGUUGAGGCCAACAACGCUUUCGACCAGUACAGAGACCUGUAUUUUGAGGGCGGUGUUUCCUCUGUAUACCUGUGGGACUUGGAUCAUGGCUUCGCCGGGGUCAUCCUCAUCAAGAAGGCCGGAGACGGCUCCAAGAAGAUCAAAGGCUGCUGGGACUCCAUCCAUGUGGUGGAGGUGCAGGAGAAGUCCAGCGGACGGACCGCUCACUACAAACUCACCUCCACUGUCAUGCUGUGGCUUCAGACGACCAAGACCGGGUCCGGAACCAUGAACCUGGGUGGCAGUCUGACAAGACAGAUGGAGAAAGACGAGACAGUUGGAGAGUCCUCCCCACACAUUGCCAACAUUGGCCGCCUGGUGGAGGAUAUGGAGAAUAAGAUUCGCUCCACUCUCAAUGAGAUCUACUUUGGGAAGACCAAGGACAUCGUCAAUGGCUUGAGAUCUAUUGACUCUUUGCCUGAUAACCAAAAGUACCGGCAGCUCCAGAAGGAGCUGUCUCAGGUCCUCACCCAGCGCCAGAUCUUCAUUGACUAGGGCCAGAGGAGUGUUCAGACCCUGGCUGACAAAUCGAAGCAGGAGGCUCUGAAGAACGACCUGAUGGUGGCACUUAAACGCAAACAGCAAAGCUAGAGAUGCUAUUGUUAUUUUUUCUGUCUUUCUCUGUCUGUUCCUCUCACACCCUCUCCACCUCUCCCGCCAUAUUUUUUCUGUUUGUAUCUCUCCUUCCAUCCCUGUAUGCCUGUUUCAGUGCAGCGUCCUUGUUCAUUCAUGGAAAAACAAAAAAAGGAGAAAAAUGCUUAGCUUUUUCCCCAUUUUUUAUUUUUAUUUGCACGCAUUGUUUUGAGGCAUCUCAUUCUCUAUGGAGCCAUUCACCUUCUCGCUCUCUCUGACUUGUUAUGAGUAUUAUGACAGUUAAUGAUAAUCUUAGUGUGACGGCAAUGUUUUUAUCCCUAUAGCGCUCUCACAGCUGAGUCAGUUUUGAAUGAGUGACAUCAGCUCUCCUAUCCUCUGGUUAAGGGACGGGGCUGACGGACUGUUCUGUAGAUGGAGCAGGCUGGGCAUUCAAACAUUACAUUUUUACCAACAUUUUCUUACUUGCACCCAUUAUAUCAAAGUGUCUAUGCCACCACCUUAUAUAUCUGUAUGGACAUAUAGCUGUCAAUAUAGCUGUCAAUUUCCUGAGCGAUGUAUUGGAGGGAACGGAAUGGGAGAGGGCGUCUCACGAUAUUAUGUAUUGUCAGGAUUGGUCAACGGUUUGCUCUUUGUCCCACUCUAUCCUCAUGUGUUGAGUCUGUGGGAGCAUGGGAUCUUGGGAUGGCUAGAUGGAGAUGUAGACUGCUAAAACAUGGGGAUGGACUGUUAAAUUCACUGUGUAUACCCAUGUCAUUAACCCCCCCCUACACUGUGUAUAACAUGACGAUUUGCAUCCCUCUGUCCCUCUCUCUUUCUCUCUUUCACCCUUGUCUAUGUUGGGGUUCACAGUUUGUCUUUUUGCGUCUUGACAGAAGCUUUUGACAGUUUCUGUUUUGGGGGGAAUCCUUUGUUGUAUUUUGUUUUAAUUUUGUAAAGCUUAUGAUUCAUAUUGUAUUAGAGCCUCCAACAACAAUAAAAACAGUAAAAAGCUA